AUGGCGUCAGGAUAUAAGGACAUGCCAGACGGGACAGAAGUUCAGCUGACCCAAUCUGCACAGAAGGACGUCGCAGCCAGGCCGCAGUGCGGCGAAGGGCUGAUGAAAGGGGCGUCAGCGGAUCAGAAGACCGCGGCGAGUGCGAGCGCGGUCCCGCCCUUGCGGCUCAUCGUCGUGCUCAUGCUCGUAGUAUGGAUCUCUGUUCUCUGCUACCUCACGGUGAUGACCGACGGAGGGGCGGCGCAGCUGGUGGCCGUCGGCCGGAGCGCCGACCCGUGCCGUGGGCGCUACAUCUACGUGCACGACCUGCCGCCGCGCUUCAACGCCGACAUCCUCCGCGACUGCCGUAAGACCAAUGACCACUGGCCGGACAUGUGCGACUUCGUCAGCAACGCCGGCCUGGGCCGCCCGCUCGCCGACCCGCUGGACAGCGUGUUCACCGGCGAGAACGGGUGGUACGGCACGCACCAGUUCGCGCUCGACGCCAUCUUCCACAACCGGAUGAAGCAGUACGAGUGCCUCACAAACCACUCCGCCGUGGCCGACGUCGUCUUCGUCCCCUUCUACGCCGGCUUCGACUUCGUCCGCUACCACUGGGGCUACGAAAACGCCACCAGGGACGCUGCGUCGGUAGAUCUGGCCCAGUGGCUCAUGCGGCAGCCCGAGUGGAAGCGAGCGGGAGGGCGCGACCACUUCCUCGUCGCCGGAAGGACGGCGUGGGACUUCCGGCGGAGCAACAACGUCAGCCCCAACUGGGGCACCGACCUCCUCGUCAUGCCGGGCGGCCGGGAGAUGUCGGUGCUCCUGCUGGAAUGCUCUCUUGUACACGAGCGGGAAUACUCCGUGCCGUACCCCACGUACUUCCACCCGAGGUCGGACGCCGAGGUGCGACGGUGGCAGGACAGAGUGCGCGGCGCGGAGCGGCGGUGGCUCAUGGCGUUCGUUGGCGCGCCACGGCCGGACAGCCCAAUGAACAUCCGGGACAAGAUCAUUGCGCAGUGCGAGGCGGCGCCCGGGGACUGCACCCAGUUGAGCUGCGCGUUCGGCAGCAGCCAGUGCCAUUCCCCCGACAAGAUCAUGCGGCUGUUCCAGAAGGCCACCUUCUGCCUGCAGCCUCCCGGCGACUCAUACACGCGGCGGUCGGUGUUCGACUCCAUGGUCGCCGGCUGCAUCCCGGUGUUCUUCAACAGAGUAUCAGCCCACCUGCAGUACAAGUGGUACCUCCCCGAGGACCACGACAAGUACUCGGUGUUCGUCAGGGAGGAAGACGUGCGAGCUCGCAACGUGAGCAUCCGGGCGGUACUCCGGGCGAUUCCGCCGGAGACGGUGGAGCGUAUGCGGGAGGAGGUGAUCGGGAUGAUACCCACACUGCUGUACGCGGAUCCGAGGUCCAGGCUGGAGUCGGUGAGGGACGCAUUCGAUGUCGCCGUCGAGGGCAUCAUCGGCAAAGUAGCCGCGGCCCGGGCGUCGGCAUCGCGCUCCCACAACCAGGACUCCUGGCCAUGGCGAGGUUUAGGUUCCGGGUGGAAGAAAUAG
This is a messenger RNA of Lolium rigidum, 1536 nucleotides long. RefSeq names its product xyloglucan galactosyltransferase KATAMARI1 homolog. Lineage: Eukaryota; Viridiplantae; Streptophyta; Magnoliopsida; Poales; Poaceae. Bases 1 to 1536 code for a protein of 511 amino acids. The transcript is spliced from 2 exons. The record is from RefSeq and is a predicted model, not a curated record. Gene Ontology annotation, molecular function: glycosyltransferase activity.